Molecule: messenger RNA, 1030 nt
Organism: Ananas comosus (pineapple)
Lineage: Eukaryota; Viridiplantae; Streptophyta; Magnoliopsida; Poales; Bromeliaceae
Product: NAC domain-containing protein 76-like
Exons: 3
Coding region: 1-972 (323 amino acids)
Biological process (GO): regulation of DNA-templated transcription
Molecular function (GO): DNA binding
Source: RefSeq, a predicted model, not a curated record
AUGCAUCCGUGCAACGGAACAGUAACGGUGCCGCCGGGAUUCCGUUUUCACCCGACGGAUGAGGAGCUCCUUCACUAUUAUCUGAGGAAGAAGGUGGCCUUUGAAGCUAUCGAUCUCGACGUCAUACGUGUUAUUGAUCUCAACAAGCUUGAGCCUUGGGAUCUCAAAGAUAAGUGUAGAAUUGGUACGGGACCUCAAAAUGAAUGGUACUUCUUCAGCCACAAGGACAAGAAAUAUCCGACGGGAACGCGGACCAACCGAGCAACCACCGCUGGAUUUUGGAAGGCCACGGGGCGGGACAAAGCUAUCCACCUCGGUGACUCGAAGAGAAUCGGCAUGAGAAAGACCCUAGUCUUCUACACAGGGAGAGCCCCUCACGGCCAGAAGACCGACUGGAUCAUGCAUGAGUACCGCCUCGACGAUGAAAGCACGGAGGUCCUGGAAGAAGGAUGGGUGGUAUGUAGGGUAUUCAAGAAGAAGAACCAUCAAAGAGGCAUCCCCCCCGAAGCGAUGCUCGAAGACGAUGAACCAAAUCUCUCGCGACCAACAAGGUCCGCGCUACUCGAUCCGAAACACAACUUCAACAUGCCGUCCGACUUCACCUUUGACGCCUCGAUGCAUCUCCCGCAACUUCUGAGCUCCGAAUCCUCGCCACUCCCGUCUUUCAUGCCUCAACAAGUCUCCAUGAACUCACUAGACAUCGAGUGCUCUCACAACCUAAUGAAGCUCACAAAUGGCGGGGCAAGUAACAGCCAUCAUCAUCUUCUUCCACAAGAGAGGUUCAACAAUGGGGAUUGGUCUAGAUUAGACAAGCUCCUAGCUUCACACCAACAGUUGGAUCAGCUCUUUAAUGGGAAGCUCAAUACUCCACCAUCUCAUCAACUGAUCAUGGAGAUGGGCUCAUCAAUGGAGAGGUUCCCUUUGCACUCUCUUGUGUGCGAGAAUGAUAACAUCAUGAAGUUCCCUAAGUAAGGUUAUUAACUACUUGAUGUUUACUUAUCUUGUUUGAGUAGGUUUCUUUAUAAUGUUU